Molecule: messenger RNA, 8941 nt
Organism: Penaeus chinensis
Lineage: Eukaryota; Metazoa; Arthropoda; Malacostraca; Decapoda; Penaeidae
Product: mucin-5AC-like
Exons: 8
Coding region: 1-3354 (1117 amino acids)
Biological process (GO): regulation of transcription by RNA polymerase II
Cellular component (GO): ESC/E(Z) complex
Source: RefSeq, a predicted model, not a curated record
AUGGCGGGAGUGGAGGGAGACGCUCCUCUCUCCUGUGUAUUGCCUCGUGGCCGACGCCCGCCCGGCAGGUCCGCCGCACGCCCGCACCACGCCUCUCUCGCCGCUGCUGCUGCUUGGGACAAGUGCGUGGGCGCUCAUGGGGGCGAUGGGUGUGAAGAGAGGGGCGUGUGGAGUGGUCGGGAGCGCCCGCCACCUACGAGGAGUGCAGCAGCAGUAACAACAACAACAGCAAAAGCAGCGGCAACCUGCAACAGCAGCAGCCUGCCCGCACGUCGCCUCAGUGUAAGAACUGCAGUCGCGCGGGACACAACCCUGUCCGCAUGCGAGCCAACCUCAACCCCACGGCCAAUCCCCGCCCCUGCGACCUCACCCAGUCAGUCAUUACCUCUGCAACCUGUCCCUACGUCUUCAGCCUCACUCACUCAGUCUUCACCAGCUGUCCAGACACCUGCCACCUCAUCCAUACAAUUAUCAAAUUCACCACCUGCCCCAACACCUACAACCAGUCAGUCAUUACCCCCACCACCUGUCCCAACACCUGUUUCUUCAACUGAUCGUGCCGCACAUGUGACCACCAGAUCACAAUCGUAUAGCGACAAGCUCUGCAACGCACCGGCGAUCCUCGACGCCCAAGCCCGAUUCUCCAGCACUUCGCCUGUCCCCUCCGACAAGGAACCGACGCCUUUGGGCACAGUCCCUGUCCCCUCCGACAAGGAAGCGACGUCCCUGGGCACAGUCCCUGUCCCCUCCGACAAGGAAGCGACGUCCCUGGGUACAGUCCCUGUCCCCUCCAACACUUCCUCAACUCUGCCCGGCAGUAACCCUUCACUGGUGUUGUGUCCUGACUUUGGCAACAUGAAGACCAGUUCGUUGAAAUGUUCGGAGCUCACAAGUGUUGUGUCGAGUGUGUGUAAUGUGAUGAAGGGAGGUUCGGGAGAGGAAGAGGAGGAGGAAGAGGAGGAAGAAGAAGACGAGGAAGGGGAGGAAGGAGAGGAUAAGAUCAUGAGGAAAGAGACCACUCAGCGGUGCGCGAACAGAUACGACUCAGCUGAUUCGUCUGACAGCGGAGUGGGAGGAGAGUGGAGCGCGUCGUCCCCGUGUUCCUCCUUGACGUGCUCGCCACCGCCCCGCCCCGAGGAUCUCGACGACUGCUGCACGGGACCAGCACCCCCGCCCGCCGCCCACCCCACGCCCUCGCCCACGCCCACGCCGGGGGCCCAACCCACUCCGACCCCGCACUCCUACGGCAGCCAUGCGGGCCAGCUGACGUGCAUGGCGCCCAAUGAUGGCUCGGGCGUGCGGGUGGGGCGGAAAGGCGGUCACGACGGGGACCAGUUAAUGGGCAGGAUCGGCCCGGGCGGCCAGGUGGGCCAAGCGGGCCACACGCCACACAAGGACCGGCCUCCGGAUACGCCCUCCGCGCUGCCUCUGCGGGUCACGCGCCGCAACACCCCGGAGGAGGUGGCGGCCCACCGUCGCCGCCGCCUGCAGGUAGGGCACAUCCGGAAGCGGACUGGCGAGGACGCGACGAUGGGUGGUGAGAGGCGCGCCAAGCUGCCGCGGGCGUCCCCCCCGCCCUUGCCCGUGAACGGCGUGCGGCGCGUGAACGGAUGCAUGAACGGGAGCGUGGAAGGCGAGGCUGCCCUUCUCGACCGGCUGGGCGGGCUGGCGGGCGCGGGGGACAAGCGCGGGCGGCACCACACCCGCACCUCGCACGCCCACAACAACCAUAAACACAACGGGAUCGCAGGUGACGCGUUGCACAAUGACGUCGACCACUUGUUAGGUAAAAACGGUGUCAAGUGUUUUAACGGGACACUCAAUGAACGAAUCAACGGCACGCUAAAGCCCGAGCGCAUGAACGGCUCUGCGAAGCCCGAACGCGUGAACGGGACGGCGAAGUCUGAACGUUUGAAUGGCACCAUACGAAGUGAACGUAUAAAUGGCACCGUGAGAAGUGAACGCGUGAACGGCACGGUCAGAAGUGAGCGCCUGAACGGCGCUGUUCGCCCGGAACGUGUCAAUGGUGUGCGGCGAGUGAGCGGCGAGCAUCACAGGCGUAAGGCAGACCUCCAGACCAACAACAACACUGAACCGCCCAUGGUCCUGCCCACCACGCCCACUCUCCUCAAUGACGCCCGGACCCCCCACCCCCGCCCCCACCCCCCCAACGCCGCCAAGCGUGUAUCUCAGGGAACCCCACACCCCACUCAGGGCUUAACUUUGAGCUGUGAUGCCGGUCUAACGCCGCCCACCACUGCUACCCACACCCCCUCGGCGGCCGCCCACCAGCCGCCCCUCUCGCCCACCUCGGCUCGUUGCUCGGCUAAGUCCUCCCCUCCGCCCGCCUACACCAACGGCACCGCCCACACCACCUGCAAGAGUAGGAGCAGCUCGGCCAGUUCUGGCGCUGGGUCCUCUGUUCCUAGCCCCGCCCCCAGCCCCGCCCCGAGUCCAGCCCCGAGCUCCGCCCCCAGCUCCGGAACCUCCACGCCCACGCCCACGCCCACCGUGAGGUUCCCGCCCCCGGAGAAGAAGGAAGCUGCCGACGUGUGCCGCUGGCGAGACUGCAACCAGGUCCUGGACCCGACCACCUCCCUGCUCGAACACAUACAGGCUGUACAUGUGGAAGGUCAACUGGAAGCAGAGAGUUUCCGGUGCUUAUGGGUUGGCUGCAAAGUAUACGAUAAGGCAUCGUGUUCCGUGUCCUGGUUGGAAAGGCACGUCCUAACCCACGGGGGACACAAACCUUUUAAAUGUAUAGUUGAUGGCUGUGGUCAAAGGUUUGCCUCGGAGACUGCGCUAGGGCGACACGUGAACAACCACUUCAGCACAGCAGCAACCACUCCCUCGCCACGGCCUCCUACACAACCAUCACCCACAAAACUAAUUAGGAAGAAUGGACGAAAAUGCAGAUAUAGAAAAAAGCCUUGGUCAGACUCAAGGGCUAAAGUUCCUGUCCCUGCCCGUAUGUUCGAUGUUUUUGAUGUGGGUGUCAUGGAGUGUCUACAGUGGAGGCUGAUGUGUGUGGCACAAAAACAGAAUGGAGGUGUUGCGCACUCUCCGGGCCAUUCCUUCGUUGUCAAGCCUCAGGUUCUUGCAAGACGUACUUGUACAAAGGGAAUUAAUGAGGCUUUAGUUAGAUGGUACCCCCCGGGAGUUUUACCUGACGAGUGGGUAGCAGUGGAUAAACUUGAGGCAGCAAGAACUGUACCCCUAGAACAGAUGUCCCCUGAAGCCAAACAGGUUGUCUCUCGUUUAUGUUACCCAAGUUUAGCACCGCCUAUAAAACACAGGCGCAAGCGCCCUUUGUGUCCAAAAUCUUUACCUUUAGAGCUGUCAAAAGCUGUCUGAGCUUAGGGAUGUUUCUUUUUUAUUAUAACUUUUUUUUUCUUUUUUUUUUUUUUUUUUUUUUAGACAAAAAUAGGUCAUGAUCUCAUUCCAAUACGGAGUAACACAUUUUGUGUGUGUGUGUGUGGUGUGAGCAUUCCCCCUGGUGUUGUGUUAGAGGGAAGCUGUAGUGCCCUUUGUUGGAGCUCAGAACAUUGAAAUUUAUUAUGGAUUAAGCCAAUCCAAGUGAAUGGACCAAAUAUUGGACCAAAAAAAAAAAAAAAAAGAUAAAAAAAAAAAAGAUAAUGUGCUAACUAGAAAAGGAGCAUGUAUCUGUGUGUACAGUUGAUGGUGUAUAUUUGUAAAUAGUGUGAGAGUUGAACAACCAGCAUAGUUUGUCCACUGCCAGGAGCUCUUAUACUAUUACUGUGUCUGUAAGGGUCAUAAGACCAGUGUUAGGGUAUUAUGUAUCAGCCUUGUGAGCCAACAUUGCUGCUCCCACAAGAUUUAUGGCAUCUUUCCACACCACUGAAGUGAUUUUUAUAUAUCCUACUUUUAUUUAUUAUUAUAACUUUUCAAUAUGUGAAUAUUCGAGUUUACUCUACUGAGCAUUUCCAGCUGCUGAGUCACUGCAUUACCAUGUUUUUAUGUGAUAUUGAUCCUUGUAUGGGAUUAUGUUCUUAUCAGUUUAAAAAAAGGACAGCUGCCAUUUAUCACUGUAGUGGAUUUGCAGUGAAGAUAAGAGGCCACCUGAGAUAACAUCACUGCCAGACAUCAGGAACAUCUAAGCCAGACCAGGCCACUGAAAGCAAAACGGGUGCCCAUUAUGUCUUUGUCUGAUUGUCAGAUACCCCUUAUUACUCUACGGCAAACUUGAACAUGCGUAUUACUUUGCUGUCAGAGUUUAGGAAUCUUGUCUGUAUUUUUUUAUUUUAUAAUUAUUAUUAUUAUUAAUAUUUAUUUUUUUUUUUUUUUCUUACUAUAUUUUAAUUUAAGAUAAAUGUUGAUGUAUGAUUUUUUUUAAGUCCUUCAAAGUUUGGACAAAAGUGGGGGUCUGGCUGCAGAUGGUUCCGCGUAUGCCAACACUGCCCAGUAAGAUAAGAUUAAUUAUUAUUUUAUUGUAUUUUAUUUUAUCUUAAUGUUUUAUUCUUCUGCUGAUGUUUCCUGUAUGCUGUCUUCAUAGGGUUAUUUUCUUAUGGAAUACCUGAAAGAAGGGUUUUACCAGUCUCUGGUAAUUACAGCUAAAGUUUUUAUGAUCUUUUUUGUAUUGCAUCUUUUUAAAACCUAACAUGUAAUGUGUUAAUAUUAUGUAUUUUCAUUGUUUUAUUUGUUAAUCACUUUCUGUUAUCUUUAGAAUUUCUUUUAUAGUUUCUGUGCUUGAUCAUUCUGUCAUUUACUUCGCAGAAGGUAAUUUGAUAUUUCUAUGAACAUUUUUAGCCUCCCAUAUUGUCGUAGCCCAACAUUGGUGCCAUAUGUUAAAAAGUUUGCCCACCCAUACCCACAUUACAUACCCCGCCUCACCAACAGAUACACAGCAGUUAUGCUCAAUGUGAUCUCUUGUAGGAUGCAGGGACUGUGAACCCUGACCCCAACAUUGAGUUUGGUGGAAGAGAAUUGCAGGCCUGAGUUGGGAGUAUUUUUUAUGUGAAUUGUUUUUUUUAAAUAGAUUUGAUUGUUGCUGCUAUUUGAUUUUCAUGAAUAUUUCAUCUAUAAGAUUAUUGAUUUUUGAGCCCAUGCUAUAAUGAUUUUAAAAAUAUUGCUUUGCUAAUAGUAAUUGAUUUUAAAAUCUAAAAACUAUGAAUACCAUCUUUGGCCUAAAUUAUCUUCUACUGGACCAUUAGAAACCUGGUUAGCUCAGCAUAAUGCUGAGCUGCUCCGUUGUACUAGUCACUGUGGGGUGUGUAGGAUUGCUACCUUGUUAUAUGAUAGGCAAUUUUUAUUUUAUUUUAUUUAUUAUUUUUUUUAUUUAAUUUUUUUUUCUCCCUCCUUUUUGGGAAGAGCUCUAUCUGAUAGCCAGAAAAAGGUAAGGAUCUCAACUGUUGUUUAGGGGGAAAGAAAAAUGCAGCAUGUUGGUGUUAAUGCGACAAACAGUCGUGGUAGUUAUGGAUCUGCUGUCUCAGGUUCCUUAUGUGAUAUGUAUUACCUCAGCUGUUCUAAAUAGUUUUUUGGACAAAACUUGGGCAUUUUUUACCUACUGAAUCAAACAAGCCACUUGAAUGCUAGUUCCAAUGAAUAUUAGAAUAGAUGAGCUCUUCCUAAGAAUCAAAAUUUUACUUCCUAUUAAACUGUGGUUGUUAUUGGUGCCUGUUUAAGUUUUAAAGUUAUUGACCUGCAACCCUACACACCAUCCCCUCUGCCCGCCCCCUCCCCCUCCCCCUCCCCAUGGGUCCUGCACCUCUGUCAGGCUCACAAUUGCACUCCUGUGCUGAUAUUAAUAUACCUGUUUUCAUAAAAGAUUGAUUCUGGUUAAGAUAAAGGAAUUGCCUUAAUUGUCUGGAAUGCAAACAAAUAUGUUAAACUUUCUACAUAACUGGUUACAAGAAUCAAAUAUGUUUGCCAUUGCACCUCUUGGAUGAUUAUCAAUUGUACAACAUUAUGGCAUAUAUCCAGUUGGCACAUUUUCUGCUGUAUCAGCAGCCUAACCAUUUUGCACAAAAAAAAAAAAAAAAUUAUGCAUUUAGAUGAAAAAAUUGCAUCAAUUUUUUCAACCAGUUUUGUUGUGUGCAAUGAGUGUGUGAGAGUGUAGGAUCCCCCUGGACCCACCAGGUACACCUGCAGUAUUCCCAUACGUUGGCAUGUUCAUCGUUUGUUUUAGUACCCUGGGGAUGGCUACAGCCUAUGCCAUAUGCAAAAUAUACAUCCAUUUUCAAGUUUGUUUCAUAUGUUUUAUCCUAACUUGUUAGGAUUAGGUUAUUCUUGUAUUUAUUUAUGUAUUUCUUGACUGUUGCCUUCAGUACAAUGUAACUUAUCUUCUGUCAAUGUCAUGUGUCUACCAUUGACACUACUGCUGUUAUGUUGAUUUUUUGUACUUUUUUAUAUUAUAUACUCACCCUCAGUGUCCAUAGCACAAUGGGAAGCAAGGCAGAUCAGAAAGAAUAGUGUACAGUAUAUUCUUCAUUUUGAUGAAAUAUAGCAGUAAUGGGAUACAAGAAAACAGAUAUAAUAAGUUGCCAAGACAGAUGUGUGAGACAGACGUCAUGAGAUAGGUUUAGAAAACAAGUACUAUCGCAUAUGUAGAAAGACAAGACGUGCCAAGACAGACUUAGUAUGAGAUGUUCUAAGCUAGAUAUACUAAGGGAGCUGUAAUAAUAAACAGUUAGCAUUGGUCAGACAGUGGAUGUGGUGUUUGGGCUGUCACAACAUGGGCCAAUUUGAACAUGUUCUGCUUGUGGUAGAUGAUGCCAUUAAUAUGAUGAGGUUGUAUUUUUAGGCAGUACUAAUUGUAAUGACUAAUGUUCAAAUACUAUUUACUUUUUAUUUAUUUAUUACAUUUUUUUCUGUGUAAGUUACAGGGCACAGCUCCUGAUGUACUUAAUUUAGGGGUGCCCCAUAAUGGUUUAAUGAUAUCCGAACAUCACUGUUAAAAAGGGUGGAUAUAUAUCAUGUUUACUGUUGUGUUAAUUGUGUAACAACCAUGCUAGUACUGGUUAAGUUCAGAAUAUCCUCAUUUUUUUGUAAUUUAAAGAAUCAAUAAUUAUUUAUUCCCUUUAUGUUCAGUUCGCUCAAGUACUGUGUAUUGAAAAAUCUUUUUGUGCUCAAUUUAGUUUGAUUCUCAUUAUUAUCUAUGUGGCUGUGUAAUCCCUGAAAGGCCGGGGGUUUGUUACACAAUAGCUAACUUUAUACACAUUAAUGAUAUUGAUACACAUAGUAAUUUAUAGUGGCAGCAGUACAGAAAGUAUUUAGAAUUAUACCAAUCGGGCAACUCAGAAAAAGACAUGUAAUUCAUGAAUUGUACAGUCACUGAUAGUUAAUGAAGGUUGAUCCUUUGGCACAUUUAUGUACAUUUGUAUGUGACUUUAUUUAGAUUUCCAUUAGAUACAUUUAAAGACUGUAGGUAAAUAAAUAAUUGUUUUGUAGUAAAACAAAAAAGAAUUAAAAAAAAAAAAAUCAAAGGAACAGUCCAUAUUACCUAUCAUUCUUGGCUGCCAUUAGUUGAAUUGUUGAAAUAUAGCAAAAUUGUUGCCAUAUUGCUACCAGUUAUAAAAUAUUUUCCAUGACUCAUUCCUAGAUCCCAUGACAGAAACUUUCAGACUUUGUUAUGGGAUACUGUCUCAAUACCUCCCCUCCCCCCAUAGUUGUUGAUACACUCAUAACCCUGGCCACAGCAUAUCCAGUGCCUUUCCUCUGCAGUAGGGAACAUAUCACAGCUUCUUAUGUUCAUUUGGGUCCCUACUUGUAUCGUAGGGCUGGAGCAAGUUUAAUACACAUGAAUUUUGGGUGUCAUUGAAAAAUGUAUGUAAGUGUUUUCUAAGUACAGGUCAUCUGUCUCCAAAGCAGGUAUCAUUGCCAAGUAAAAGUAAAGAUGACUAGAAACCUCAAGCAAGAGGCCAUCGGUGCUAGGGACAAGUUGCACCUGUACUCAGAAUUUUAUAUUACAUUGCUGUUUAUGCAUUUUUCAAAGCCCCUUAUCUCAGCACGUCAGCGCCCAGGAGCUGAAGUUAAUGGUAACUGUGUACAAGUUAUUCAUCACAUAUAAUCCAUAAAACAAGAAACAAAAGAAUACAGAAUACUGACCAUUUCCAUGUACCGGUUGUUCAAAAUUCAUCCCAGUAUAUAUGUAUCCCUAAAACUGGAGAUCUCAAACAUUAGAUGGUUUGUUUGAAUGUUUAAUUUUAGUUAUGUCUUGAGUGUCUGUUCCAGAUACCUUUGUUAAUAUAGUGAUACUUGAAACUAGCACUGCCAGUAACAGUCAGGUUAUGGAUUAAUAUUAACACUAAGGAUAUCUGUCGUUAACAAGUGUGCCAGCUACAUAUUCUGCCUAUUAUUGCAAAUGAAACAGCUCUUUUGUGAUGCAAGUUUCUGAUAAUUUUACUCAUCUCAUGGUGCUUGUGGUGUGCAAGGAAAAAAACAUUCCAUUGCAAAGGUGCCCAUGAGGUGCCUUGGAGAUAUGAGAUAAACCAUGCAUUUGAGUUUUAUUCCAACUCAUUUUCAUAGUUCUCAUUAAUUGAAAAAUGUAAAAUGUGCUUAACAGAAAAGGAAAAAAGUUGAGUUAAGCUGCCUGCCUGGGAAGUGUUGAUAAUGUUCAUAUGGAAAUCUGCCAUGGUGCGCUGAUGUUGCUUGUGAUGUUAAUGAUCUCUUACAAUGAUUACUAAUAGAGGCUCAUUGUAGGUCCAUCACUGCCAAGGUUUGGAAGCCAACAGUGUACCCACUGCCAUGCAUACAAGUGAAACUAAUGUUAAUUAAUAUUAAUUUAUUUUGCUGGACCAUGGUGUGAGAAGGCGUGUGUUCCUUAUACUCAGGGUUGUGGUAUGUGUGUACUCUCAAACUCAGAAAAUUUAUUAAUAUGUAUAUCAAUUAUUUGAAGCCUGAUCAUGAGAGCAUGAGAGCACAGACAAUGACAUCAAUUAGCCCUGUGGUACAGUGUGUAGAAUAAAUGUGACAUGAAGAGAAA